CAACGGUGGAAUCGGCCCUAAGUCCUUUUAACCUGUCAGAUUAAAACAAGAAAACCGACAAUUCCGAAGCAGAAGCGGAUGAUUAAAACGCACCUAUUAAAAAUAUUGCGCCAAGAUGUAGGCAACACGUAAUAAGGGUUCAAAAUGGCGGAGUUUUCUAUCUCCUUUUAAAAGGCACUCAGAAAGCUGCGCAGUGCGACCAUUCUCCGUAUAGUAAAAGAAAAUCAAAGUAUGUGUGUUUGAUAGUCGGCGGUUCUUCUUCUUUUCAAUUUUUGAAGGCCUCAGCUGCCAGGGCUAUUCUGCCUGAAUAUCGGCGGUUGUCAUAUAUUGUAUUGGUUAUUAUUUGAUUCUGUAUGCGCCAGGGAUACAAAUCCGAGUUGCGCAGUGUAUAAAUUAGAACAUUGAGAUCAAAAGUGCCGACGCAGAGUGAGCGAACUGAUUCUUUAGCUAUAAACUGUGUUUAUACCAUUGACGUUUUGUUAUUAUUGAAUGCCAAGUCACUGAAGCUUAAUUAAUUCAAACAGUGAUUAAUCAUAUUGUGUUUUAGUAGUUUUUAAAGCGGGUAUUUUAUAACUAGUAUACCAGACACAUUAAUUUCUUUAAAAAUGAGCAAUAAUGAUGAAGAUAGUGAAGCUAUUGAAGAAAAUAAUCCAACUCAAAAACCGUCUACUGGAGUUGUAUCUAAAAGUACAGUACUCAGAGAGCGUCAUAAAAUGCAGACUACGAAAAAACUUGUCGAAACCAUGAGAAAUGCUUUACCUGUUUACACUUUAGAGCAAAUUCGUGAAUUCAGAUUACCAUACCAUGAAGCACUAACUAUUAAUCUGCAAGAAAAAGGUUUCGUCAGUACAGCUUCAUAUAUUAACGAGCUCAUAAUAUUUCAAGAUGAAAUGAGGAAGGACGCCCCACCAGGAAGCAGCAUAGCCAUGAGACCUCAGCUUAAAUAUUCUAGAGAAGAAAUCGUACAUCUCGCUGACAGACUUAAAAUGGCCGAAAUUUAUCACAACGAGAAUAAUAUAGAAAAUGAAUGCGAAGAAUUUCUAAAAUUAGGAAUUCAUUUUGCAUUCAUUAGUUCAGAUUGGUGGUGGCUAGGGGAACAAAUACUAAUACAAGGUAUUAAAGUUUCAUCGGAAUAUACCGCGUUAGAAGGUAAAUACGAAGCCUUGACCAGAUACGCGUAUGCUAGGUUUCUAUUAGAAAACGUAAAAGAAUUCGAAAAAGCCGCAGCUCAAUUACAGAUUACAAGUGUACUGUGCGAUCGAAAAGGUUGGACCAGUGUAAGCUAUUUCCCUGAAGUUAGAGGCACUCUCUACAUGCAAACCAAUCGAGAGCUCGCUGAUUGCAUGAUUCGAGACGUACAAAGUACGAUGCGAACCGAUCCUAAAAAAGCAAUUAGAAUGUCUGUGAAAGCAAGACAUAUAGCAGGCCAAGGCUGCCACUUUAACGGUGAAUGCAAAGCACUGGUGUUAAAAGGUUUGUCUGAAAUGGCUAUUUUAGAUACGAAAACUGCUGUAAAUUCUUUAUUGAAUGCAUUCAUCAUUCAACAAAAAUUUGGAUCAGUUGAAGGAUUAUGCGAAGUCAGAAUACACUUGGCGAAAGCAUAUUUAUUAGACAAUUGUGCAAACGCAUCGUUAAAAGUGUUAAUGGAUCUUAAAAGUGACGCUGAAGAAUUCGAUUUGCCUUUUUUCUUGGGACAAGCUUACAAACAUCUAGGAGACUAUUAUUUAUCGUGUGCAUCUCCCAGCAUGGCUAACCCAGUUCUGAAAGAAGCAUUACGAAUUUUCAAAGAAUGUAACGUCGAUUCGGAGGAAAUCGCAAACGUUCGUAACUUAGAAGCAAUAUCCGCCGGACUACAAUUAUUUCCAACGUACAUAGAAAUACUCAACGAUUCCGGCACCGAAGACCGUUAUUCAUUCAACAAUCUCAUGAAAAUAGUCGAUUGGAAAGACCAAAGAACUGAAUUCUGGGAAAAUACACAUGAUUUACGUAAAGCGGAAUCUCUUACGGACGUUGUUAAAAAGAGUUUGAUGAAAGUUCAUGAAAGCAGAGCCGAAUUUCUAGAUGAAAAGUUUGAAUCGUUGUUUGCGUUGAUGAUGUUGAAAAGAAGCGAACUAGAAGUUGAAAAAGAGAAAGAUAAAGAUUAUUUGGAUCUGGAACAGCAGGAUGCACUAGAAUUGGACGACGAACAGAGCGAAAAAAUACGGACGCAUAAAGUUAAAUUGAAAGAAGACGAAUUUAAAUCAAAACGUGAAAAAAUGGUUGAAUUAUUUGCGCAUCCGGAUAAUAUGCAAUCGCAUGCAACGAUAUUGGAUGAUGAAGAUUGAUGAUGUUAAAUUCCCUAUAGUGACGAUCAAAUAUUAUAAAAAAUCUAUUGUUUUACAUAAUUAAAAAUAUUUUUAAUUGCUACUUUAAUUAUUCCAG
This is a messenger RNA of Psylliodes chrysocephalus, 2421 nucleotides long. NCBI's taxonomy places the organism in Eukaryota, Metazoa, Arthropoda, Insecta, Coleoptera, Chrysomelidae. The record is from the annotation of a GenBank genome assembly.